UCAAAUCGUCAGCUUUGGAUCUAAUGUAUUCUAUUCUUAUUCUUUUGAAUCAAAUAUCUGAUCAGUUAAAUUUCAAAUAUAAUCCUUGUCAAUAUCGAUUUAAGAUAUACUUACCAUCAGUAGUGUAAUUGAUGUGAAUUGAUUUAAUCUCAUUAUAAUCACAUAAGAUUUUUGUUUCCUCCUUUCUCUCAUUUAAACAGACAAAUUUCAAUGGAUAAGAUGGGACAGCAAAAUUCCAGCACAAUUACUGAGCUUGUACUUAUUGGAUUUUCCAAUCACCCCCAAGCUGAGAUCCCCCUCUUCUUCCUCUUCUCUCUGAUCUACUUGGUAAAUCUUUUUGGAAACACAGCCAUCAUCACCUUAGUGGUUUUUGAUUCCUUUCUCCACACACCCAUGUAUUUUUUUCUCUGUCAUCUCGCCUUCCUAAAUUUAUAUUUUAGCACACUUGUGGUCCCAAAAAUGCUUUUUAACUUCAUUGUAACCAGAAAAGUCAUAUCUUACAACUUCUGCCUUGCCCAGACCUACAUCACUUUAUUCCUGGAGGCAACUGAGUGCUUUCUGCUUGCAGUGAUGGCUUUGGAUCGCUAUGUGGCUAUUUGUUACUCACUUCGAUACCUGAUUGUCAUGAACUGGUCUGUGUGUCUGGCACUAUCUCUGGGGGCCUGGACCCUUGGCUUCUUUGCCUCAGUAGUGCCACUCUACUUCAUAAUCCUCCCACUCUGUGGUCCAUAUAUUGUUGACUAUAUUUUCUGUGAACUGCCCAUCCUUCUUCACAUGUUCUGUGGUGAUACAUCCCUGGAUGAGACCAUGAUGGUGGCAGGAGGGGCUGGAACCGUGUUAUUCCCCUUCCUCCUCAUUAUAUUCUCCUACCUCCACAUCUUGUUGGCUGUGAUGAGAAUAGACUCAGCUGAGGGCAGGAAAAAAGCCUUUUCCACUUGUACUUCUCACCUGACUGUGGUGACCAUAUAUUAUGGGACAGGGUUGGUCAGGUACAUGAGACCCAAGUCCCUUUACUCCGCAGAAGGAGAUAAACUGAUCUCCUUGUUCUAUGCGGUCAUCAACCCUAUGAUAAAUCCUUUUAUUUACAGCCUGAGGAAUAAGGAAGUGAAGGGGGCGAUGGGAAGAGUAAUGGAGAGAUACAAAAAAAGCCAACAAAUCACAGAUUAAAAUGUUUAGAGAUUAAAGACAACAUUUCAAACUUUUCGUUUACCUCCAAAUCACAUGAGACUAAACUCCUUCACUAGAAAUUCAGAUUCAGUAGACUUGCUUGUGAAGAUGGUCAUCAUAUUUUUCUAAAUGUAUCCAGGUAUUUACAGUUCAAGUUUUUCCUCUCUAUGAGUUAACAUUCAGACACAUUAGUCUAUAAAGUUUAAGAAUAUUGCCAUCAAAUACUUUUGUCAGUCAAAUACU
This is a messenger RNA of Loxodonta africana (African savanna elephant), 1410 nucleotides long. Its product is annotated as olfactory receptor 2A12-like. The transcript has a single exon. Gene Ontology annotation, molecular function: olfactory receptor activity; G protein-coupled receptor activity. The coding region runs from base 211 to 1167 and encodes 318 amino acids. The record is from RefSeq and is a predicted model, not a curated record. Gene Ontology annotation, biological process: G protein-coupled receptor signaling pathway; detection of chemical stimulus involved in sensory perception of smell. NCBI's taxonomy places the organism in Eukaryota, Metazoa, Chordata, Mammalia, Proboscidea, Elephantidae. Gene Ontology annotation, cellular component: plasma membrane.